GGUUGCUAUGAGGGUGCUCGUGGGUGGCGGGACGGGCUUCAUUGGGACAGCCCUCACCCAGCUGCUGAAAGCCAGAGGCCACGAAGUGACACUGGUCUCCCGAAAGCCCGGGCCGGGCCGGAUCACGUGGGAUGAGCUGGCUACGUCGGGGCUGCCCCGCUGCGAUGCCGCCGUCAACCUGGCUGGAGAGAACAUCCUUAACCCUCUCCGAAGGUGGAAUGAAGCCUUCCAAAAAGAGGUUCUCAGCAGCCGCUUGGAGACCACCCAGCUGCUGGCUAGAGCCAUCAGCAAGGCCCCACAACCCCUCGGAGCCUGGGUCUUAGUCACAGGUGUAGCUUACUACCAGCCCAGCCUGACUGCUGAGUAUGAUGAGGACAGCCCAGGAGGGGAUUUUGACUUUUUCUCCAACCUUGUAACCAAAUGGGAAGCUGCAGCCAGGCUUCCUGGAGAUUCUACACGCCAGGUGGUGGUGCGCUCUGGGGUUGUGCUGGGCCGUGGGGGUGGUGCCAUUGGUCAUAUGCUGCUGCCCUUCCGCCUGGGCCUGGGGGGCCCCAUCGGCUCCGGCCAACAAUUCUUCCCCUGGAUUCAUAUUGGGGACCUGGCAGGGAUCCUGGCCCAUGCCCUUGAAGCAAGCCACGUGCAGGGUGUCCUCAAUGGAGUGUCUCCAGCCUCUACCACUACAAAUGCUGAGUUUGCUCAGGCCUUGGGCACAGCCCUAGGCCGCCCAGCCUUCAUCCCUCUCCCUAGCACUGUUGUGCAAGCUGUCUUUGGAAGAGAACGUGCCAUCAUGCUGCUGGAGGGCCAGAAGGUGGUCCCACGGCGGACACUGGCCACUGGCUACCAAUACUCCUUCCCAGAGCUGGGGGCCGCCUUGAAAGAAAUCAUAGCCUAAGUGGGGAGGUUCAUGGCAGGGCCUAAGGCCUGUCCCUCUCAACAGAAGCUUCCCAGUUAGAGACUGUGAAUAGGAUCAGGUACUCCUUUACCUGAGAUGUGGAACCACCCAGUUUUAGGGAUUCCUCUCCCUGUCCUCUUAUUAUUCUGUUGCUGCAUUUUAUUUAAUUGACUGUCCACUGUUUGAAGGUUGCAAUUUCAUCAAGUUGGGACCUUAACCUCUUCAACUCCUGUAAAAGAAUUUCCAAGUUUAGUUUCCUUGUAUGUCCCAUUCCUGCCCCAUUUCUCUUUUGCUGUAUAGUGAAUGCUCUAUAGUUAAGACAAUAAAGAUAAAUUAUCUCA
Molecule: messenger RNA, 1233 nt
Organism: Molossus molossus (Pallas's mastiff bat)
Lineage: Eukaryota; Metazoa; Chordata; Mammalia; Chiroptera; Molossidae
Gene: SDR39U1
Product: short chain dehydrogenase/reductase family 39U member 1
Exons: 6
Coding region: 8-892 (294 amino acids)
Source: RefSeq, a predicted model, not a curated record